Nematostella vectensis (starlet sea anemone) is the source of this 2674-nucleotide messenger RNA. RefSeq lists its product as uncharacterized. Lineage: Eukaryota; Metazoa; Cnidaria; Anthozoa; Actiniaria; Edwardsiidae. The record is from RefSeq and is a predicted model, not a curated record. The transcript has a single exon. The coding region runs from base 1 to 1524 and encodes 507 amino acids.
AUGCUAUCACAUUUGUGGGUGAUGCGAGUUAUCUCUCUUAAGAGGAGAGACCUGCUAAAGCCUGAGCUUAGCAAGGAUUUUCAAUCCCUAUGUUCGGCUUCAACGCCAGUAACUACUCAGUUGUUUGGCGACGACUUAUCAAAGUUUGCCGAUGAGAUUUCAAAGGCGAACAAAGUUGCUACAAAAAUAUCGGCAAGCUCGUCUGUUUCUCAGCGCCGCCGAUCGCGAGGUGGUUACUGUAACAACAACAACAACAACAGGCAGAGGAAUUCGUCUUUUUUACCGCACCAAUUCUGCGUGGGGAAAGACGCAGGGAAACCAGAACCAAGACUCGUCGAGACCAUACAACAGGGGAUAACAAGCGUCAAAAGCGGCAAUCAACGGCGACAACAAGUAAACAAUGUGAGUUCAACUUCACAUAGUAUUUCCCCUGUUGGUAAUGUGGCUAACAGGGUUGAUCAGUGGUCUAAAAUCACCUCUGACAAGUGGGUUCUUGAAACCAUACAAGGAUACCACCUGGAGUUUGAGCGAACUCCUUGGCAAAAAUUUAUUCCUGGCCGAUUCAAUUUAUCGGAAUCAGAAAUUCUGCUAUUUAAUGCAGAAGACCGGAAAUAUUUGCGGUUUUGUUGGCAUGACAAAGUUUAUGAAUUCACGUGCCUCCCUUUCGGGUAUAAAUUAGCACCUCGGGUAUUUACUAAGGUGCUUAAGCCAGUUAAUGCUUCGUUACGUUUCCGUCAUAUUAGAGUAAUCUAUUAUAUUGAUGACACUUUAGUGAUUUGUAAAUCAAGUAAGGAGUGUGCACAACAUGCGCGUGAUGUUUGCCAAACCCUCUCUAUUCUUGGCUUUACCGCGAACGAAGCUAAAUCUCAAUUAUUUCCUAUGCAACAAAUCAAUUUUCUUGGAUUUGCUGUUUAUUCUGUCUCAAUGACUUUGUCACUCCCAACCCAAAAGAUUGACACUAUAAUUAAUGCCUGUCGUAGCCUCUUGGAAAAUCCAUCUUCCAGUAUUCGGGACGUGGCACACGUUUCAGGGUUAAUAGUGUCAGCUUUUCGAGUGGUAAAAUAUUUAAGGCAUUUUUAUCGUUCAGUUGAAUUAUGUAAAUCACACCUGAUUUCUAAUGGUUGUAAUUAUGAUGACAAGACUAUACUGUCUGAGACUGCUCGGUCUGAUUUAUUAUGGAUUAUACAUAACAUCCAGCGAUACAAUGGGCUUUCUAUUGUUACUUCUAAUGUGGAUUUUACCAGUGAAAGUGAUGCCAGCAUGUUGGGUUGGGGAGCCUGUUGUAAUGGCCAAUCGACAUGCGGCCUGUGGUCUGAGGUCGAAUCGAGAAACCACAUCAAUUAUCUAGAGACUUUAGGUGCGUUUUUCGCACUGAAGUGUUUCGCACGUGACGUUACUUGCAAACACAUUCAACUAAAGCUUGAUAAUACCACAGCUGUAUCUUAUGUCAACAAGAUGGGUGGCAUACGAUCUUGCAAUCUAGACAAUCUGGCAAGGGAAAUAUGGUUAUGGUGCAUUGAUUGACAUAUUUGGAUAUCAGCUGUCCAUUUACCUGGACAAAGUAAUACAAUAGCUUACUACAAAUCACGGAAUUUCAAUAUAAAUUUGGUGUGGAGUUUGCACCCAACCGUCUUUGACUGGUUGUCUCAGACCACUUUCAUGCCGGAUAUCGAUUUAUUUGCAUCUAGAUUAAAUACUAAGGUCCCAAGAUUUAUUUCCUGGUUGCCUGAUCAGUGCGCGUUUGCGUGCGAUGCUUUCUCAUUAGACUGGAGUAAUUUCAAACCUUAUGCAUUUCCUCCUUUCAGUCUCAUUCCAAGAGUGCUGACCCACCUACGGGCAAACGUUGUUACUAGUAACGCCAGUGUGGCCCUCCCAGGCAUGGUACCAAGUAGUAUUGAGAAUGUCAACCGAAAGACCAAUCUUAAUCCCCAAGUGGCCGAACCUUCUGAAGCUGCCCCACACGGAUCAGCUCCACCACUUGCAGGACCAACUCCAGCUCACCGCGUGGACUCUAUCAGGGCAUGUCUCCUUAGCCGAGGAUUUUCUUUUGGCGCAACCAAGGUUAUCUGCGAGUCAUUGACAAAGGGGACAGGCAAACAAUGCGAUGGUGCCUGGUCUAAAUGGGAGAGCUGGUGUCGUGAACGGUCACAUGAUCCUUUUCAGGCAUCUGUGAGUACACUGAUCAAUUUUUUUACGUCUAUGUGCAACAAUGGCAAAGCUUACAGUACCAUAAACACUUAUCGCUCAGCGGUGUCAACUACGCUUGAAGCUGUUACGGGGAUCAAUAUUGGUUCGCAUCCUUUAGUAACCAGAUCUAUGAAAAGGUGUUUUUGUGAACAAGCCUCCUAAGCCUAAAUACUCUUCUACAUGGGACGUCAGUCAACUCACAAUGUACUUAAAGACUAUAGAACUAUCAGAGUCUUUAUGGCUCAAGGCUGUACUUAAAUGUGCUAACAUAAUACUUCUAUUUUCAAGGCCCAUAGUUACCAUAGUUACCGUAGUGCUGUUACAUCUAAGGCUUUUUUCAAGGGUGCAUCGGUAGCUGAUAUCAUGAAAUUGGCUGAUUGGUCAAGACAGUGCACAUUUAAUAAGUAUUACAAUAAGCCUAUUGAUGUCGGUCAGUAUGCUAGCGUUGUCCUAGCCCUUUACGCCUAUUAAAUAUUGAGGUGUACGU